Plodia interpunctella (Indianmeal moth) is the source of this 574-nucleotide messenger RNA. RefSeq names its product Ribosomal protein S12 (gene RpS12). Gene Ontology annotation, molecular function: structural constituent of ribosome. The record is from RefSeq and is a predicted model, not a curated record. Bases 108 to 527 code for a protein of 139 amino acids. Lineage: Eukaryota; Metazoa; Arthropoda; Insecta; Lepidoptera; Pyralidae. Gene Ontology annotation, cellular component: ribosome; cytosolic small ribosomal subunit. The transcript has 6 exons. Gene Ontology annotation, biological process: translation.
GUAAUUAUUUGCCACUGCGUAUCGAUAAGAAUUAAAAAUACCAAUCAUUCAUUCAGCUACGCACUAGUUCUUUCCCGGUGCGCAAGGUCGGCUACACAUUUAAAACCAUGGCUGAUGUUGAAGUUGAAGUUCCGGUAAACCCCGUGUUGAGCGGAGGUGCUAUGGAUGUGAACACUGCCCUCCAGGAGGUGCUGAAGACUGCUCUCAUCCAUGGUGGUCUAGUCCAUGGUCUGCAUGAAGCCGCCAAAGCUCUAGACAAGAGAACAGCUGUCCUGUGUGUGUUGGCUGAGAACUGUGAUGAGGCCGCCUACAAAAAACUGGUGCAGGCUCUCUGCAAUGAACACCAGAUCCCACUUGUGAAGGUGGACAACAACAAGAAGCUUGGCGAAUGGGCCGGUCUGUGCAAAAUCGACAAGGACGGCAAAGCCAGGAAGAUCGUUGGGUGCUCGUGCGUCGUCAUCAAGGAUUUCGGUGAGGAGACGCCAGCGCUGGACGUACUCAAAGACUACCUCAAGUCUUCGAGCUAAAUCCUAGGUCUUAAGUUCAAUAAGUAAUAAAAUCCAAAAAAAUUGUA